Molecule: messenger RNA, 2518 nt
Organism: Synchiropus splendidus (mandarinfish)
Lineage: Eukaryota; Metazoa; Chordata; Actinopteri; Syngnathiformes; Callionymidae
Gene: rbfox1l
Product: RNA binding fox-1 homolog 1, like
Exons: 12
Coding region: 200-1345 (381 amino acids)
Biological process (GO): regulation of alternative mRNA splicing, via spliceosome; nervous system development
Cellular component (GO): nucleus; cytoplasm
Molecular function (GO): mRNA binding
Source: RefSeq, a predicted model, not a curated record
UUCUGUUUCACUGCUCCACAUCCUGUAAUUCUGGACAGGACAUUGGUGAUUUUUUAAAGAGACUUUGGUGUGAUAAAAGCUUACACCAUCUUGGAUCUUUCUUCUUUUGGGAGUCUCCUAUUUUUUCUUUUUCACCCGAUUGCUGUCUUGAACUUUCAGUGGUCCCUGUCCCCCCAACUCUGCUUCUCUUCCUUGGGCUAUGCUAUCUUCACCCACUGUGAUCCUCCAGCCUUAUGGACUGCCUGUCUACCCACAGACAACCACAUGCUACCCUGGCAUAGUUCAGGGGGCCCCAAGCCAGGAGGCCGGCCCCGGCACUGGUGACCCGGCACUACCUCAGGUCUAUGCCCCCUCCUUCCCUCCGCCCGCUCCCGGUCAGCCAACAUCUGCUGGCCGUCUGCCACCUCUGGACUUCGCAACUGCUCAUGCCAACACUGAGUACUCUGAACACCCCCAGCUCCGAGUCUACCAGGGCCCCCAGCACGACGGGACAGAGACGCUGACCUCUGGCAGUACGGAAGACCCUCUAGCUCCUGUCAGCUCCGACUCUCAGUCUUUGAAUGGUUCCGUGCCCUCCAGUGGUGGAGCCGGCAGUGGGAGUGAAGAGGAGGCCACGGGGAAGGCGCAGCCGAAACGUCUCCACGUGUCCAACAUCCCCUUCCGCUUCAGAGACCCCGACCUCCGCCAGAUGUUUGGGCAAUUUGGCAAAAUCCUUGACGUAGAGAUCAUUUUCAACGAGAGGGGGUCUAAGGGCUUUGGGUUUGUCACCUUUGAGAGUGCAGCAGAGGCUGACAGAGCGCGGGAGAAACUGAAUGGAACCAUUGUGGAAGGAAGGAAGAUUGAAGUCAAUAAUGCCACUGCGAGGGUCGUCACCAAAAAGCCACAGUCAACGUUGGUAAAUGGCGAUAUUACAGCCUCAGGUUGGAAGAUCAAUCCAGUGAUGGGAGCAAUGUACGCCCCUGAACUCUACACGGUUGCCAGUUUUCCCUAUCCUGUAGCAGCACCAACUCUGGCCUACAGGGGCUCUGCCCUGAGAGGUCGAGGUCGAGCAGUUUACAACACAAUUCGCUCUGCUGGAGCUACACCUGCGGCCGUGCCCGCCUAUCCAGGCGUGGUGUACCAGGAUGGACUUUAUGGAGCAGAAGUUUAUGGAGGAUAUCCAGCUGCUUACAGAGUCGCUCAGUCUGCAUCUGCAGCUGCUGCCACUUACAGUGACGGAUAUGGAAGAGUGUAUGCCACAGCUGCCGACCCCUACCACCACUCUGUGGGUCCGACAACAACAUAUGGUGUUGGAACUGUGGCCAGUUUGUACAGAGGAGGCUACAACCGCUUCACCCCGUACUGAGACGCCUGGCGAGUGUCGAGAGCUCUCUGCUGGCCUCUGGCUGAUACAUGGACGCUGCUGGACAGGUUGUGAGAUCUUCAGAAAUCUCCAUGAUGAUAGCUCCUCCAGAGGCAGACUGAGCAUGCUGAAGAUGUACAUACUGAUCGCCCCUAUUCCGGACACAGGUGGAGAACACAGGGGAUGGCUAAGUGUAUAGACCUUAACUUAAAGCCUUAAAGUAAGGGGUUUGUUUUAUGCAUUUGUAAAGGAUUGUUUUGUGUGUCCAUUGUGAAAAUGUGAUUUUUAUGAACAUUAUGUCAGUAUUUCACAAUUCACGGGUCGAAUUUCAGAGUGGACGGUACAUGAGCGUGCGAGUGAUCAAGUGUGUGUGCUGGACUCAUCUCAAAGGCAGCUGUGACACUGCUUCAGCUCCUUCAUCAUAACCACUGCCUCAACCACUCCUUUGUUUAUAAGCCAACUGUUUUUCAUUAACAAUCUACCUCUACUGACCGUGUUGCUGCCUUAACAUGUAGUUAUCUUCCGCAAAAGGAUUGUGACCAGUCUGAAAAAGCGAGUCCUCCACUGAUAAAGUGAAUGGAUGGAAUACAGUAGAAAUUAACCUUUAAUGAAGUAGCAAUAAUAUGUUGGGACUUGAAGCUGAGACUAUCAUUUUAAGAGAUACUUGAGAAUGAAGGCGAAUUCAAGUGAACACGUUUCACAGAAGAAGCAAUACUACGAGUGCUGGUAGGAUUUAAAUCAUUACGUUCCAACAGGUAAUGCUUUGCAGAUGAGAUGAACUAUUUGAACAGGCAACAUGUGUCCACCAUAGCUCACAAUCCUAGUUUUCUAGUUUACUGCCAUCAACAUUUGUUACCACUGGAUGUUGCACUUUCUGCUGUGUUUACCUUUAAAUAAACUUUUUUUCUUAGCUUCAACCUUCUAGGUUUUUAAAAACAUUCUUAUAAUGUAUAUCUGACUUGCCUGUCCCCUGCUGUUACUUAAUUUUCUUCUAUUUAAUUAAGUCUGUAACCUUUUCAUUUUCCUGCAUGCAUCUCAGUAGCUUAUCUUUGCUUGACUCACUCUUUUUUGCUACUUUAAUAAACACCUUUCUUCUUGCUUCUGUCGCACAAUCAAGUGAUUUCCUGAGCUCAGGACUUGUUUAACUGGGAACAUGGUGUCACAGGUGCCUUUGUC